UCCCACCCUGCAUUGCAGUGCUCACAACUGAACACAAUAUCCUGAUAAAGACACUCGAUAGGACAACACGGACUUCAACCGCGCAGUCAUGCUGUACUUCGCUCUGUUUUUCGUCUCCGCAGCCGUCGCCACCCCCCUGUUGGGUACUGAACAGUGUGCCCGUGGUCCCCACUACUGGUGCCACAAUGUGAAGACUGCCUCCAUCUGUGGAGCCGUAGUCCACUGCCAGCAGAACGUAUGGAACCAGCCCCAGAUGAAAUCUGUGCCAUGUGACCUGUGUAAGGAGGUGCUGGCUGUGGUGGACCAGCUGCUGAAAGACAAUGCUACUGAGGGUGAGAUCCUGGGCUACAUGGAGAAGGCCUGUACCUUGAUCCCUGACAAGAGCCUGUCUGCGGAGUGUAAGGAGCUGGUGGACAGCUACUACCCCAUCCUCGUGGGUAUCAUCACUGGAGAACUGGAGGACCCCCAGGUGGUGUGUGGUGCCAUGGGUCUGUGUGAGACCCAGCAGGCAGCUCUGGCCAGGCUGGCUGUACUCCAGUCCAACCAGAUCCCCCAGCUCACGUCCAAUGAGAUCCCUCGGGUAGACCUGGCCCAGAGGGUCGCCCCCUUCCUCCUCAACGUCCCCGGGCUCCUCUACCCCCAGCAGGAAGCUGCCCCAAAACAGCAGGAAGCUGCCCCAAAACAGGAGAGUGGAGACGUGUGUGAGGACUGUGUGAAGUUCAUCACAGACACCCAGGACGAGGCUAAGAGCAACUCCACCUUCGUCAACUCUCUGAUCGAACAGAUCCAGAACCAGUGUGACCUGCUGGGACCUGGCAUCUCUGACCUGUGCAAGCAGUACGUCAGCCAGUACGCUCCUCUCAUCGUCCAGCAGCUUAUGUCCAUGGAACAGCAACCCAAGGAUAUCUGUGCCUUCGCUGGCUUCUGCUCUGCUGAUGUGAAGAGCUCUGUCCCCAUGAUGAAGCUGGUGGCCGCCAAGGCCAUCCCCGUUGCCAAGGCCAUCCCUGCUGUCAAACUGGUUCCUGCCACUAAGAUGGAGGCUGUCAAGCCUGCCAAGAACAUGGUCCGUGCCCGUGACUCGCCCCAAUGUGGCGUAUGCGAGUUCAUGAUGAAGGAGGUGGAGGCCAUGCUGGAGGAUGAGCAGACUGAGCAGGAUGUGGUGCAUGCUGUGGAGAAGGUGUGCUCUGUGCUGCCCUCCUCCCUGUCGGCCCAGUGUAAGGACCUGAUUGAGGCCUACGGCCAGGCCAUCAUUGAGCUGCUGGUACAGGAGGCUGACCCUAAGACUAUCUGCACCGUGCUGGGGCUCUGCAAGGACGCCAGCCGCGCCUUCAUCCCGGUUCUGGACCAGGCCCAGGUUGAGGCGGGUGGUUACUGUGACGUGUGUAAGAUGGCUGUGCGGUACAUCGACGGGAUCCUGGAACAGAACGCCACAGAGGCACAGAUCGAAGACGCAGUCAGGAAAGUCUGCAGCUUUGUCCCAGAGGCCGUGAGGACCGAGUGUGACCAGCUGGUUGAGCAGUAUGAGCCCAUGCUGGUUCAGCUUCUGCUGCAAAUGUUGGACCCUGACUUUGUCUGCAUGAAGGUGGGGGUGUGUCCUGAGGCAGUGCGAAGGCUUCUGGGUAUGGAGCAGUGUAGCUGGGGACCCGCCUUCUGGUGCAAGGAUAUGGACACAGCAAAACGCUGCAACGCGGUGGCACACUGCAGACGUCACGUGUGGGAAUAGAUCGGAGGAGAACGCCUACCUAAAUCUGAACCUUUGGGAAAUAUAAGGAGGAACACUAGCGCUGCUUUUAGUUUUAAAUCAAUGAAUACAUGUCACCGGUUUUUAAGGAAUUUAAAGGUUUUGCAGUUGUUUAAUUUAAUCGUCGGAUUUUUUUUUUUUUUGAGGGGAGGGAGUGGGGAAGCCUUUUUUCAGUUGG
Molecule: messenger RNA, 1919 nt
Organism: Coregonus clupeaformis (lake whitefish)
Lineage: Eukaryota; Metazoa; Chordata; Actinopteri; Salmoniformes; Salmonidae
Product: prosaposin
Exons: 15
Coding region: 89-1723 (544 amino acids)
Biological process (GO): sphingolipid metabolic process
Cellular component (GO): lysosome
Source: RefSeq, a predicted model, not a curated record